ACACCAUGCAUACCCAUACAGACAUUUGCAUGAGGAUGUACUAAGUGAAUGUACUGGACGGUAAGCGUAAUCACAUUUUGUGCACUGUAAAUGUACUUGGACAGCUUAGAUCUCUGACUGAGACUGCAGUGUGUGGUACAUAGACAGACAUUGUCAGUGAAUUGCUGAUAAAAAGAGAGAGAGAUAGAAUAAAGAGAGAAGGAGUGAGGGAUGGCGUGCAAUGGGGGGUAUGGAUGUCCAGUUUUCAGCAACCUCUUGACGGUCCGUGAGAAUGCUUUGCUCUUCACUCUCCUGGGAGCCAAGUGUAAGGCAGUGGUCUCAGCAGUAGCCCAGGUGUAUGUGUCCUUCCCUGGGCAUCAGGUGUGGAGGCAUGAGGGCUCUGGGGUAGUGUGUCUGGUCGAAGACAGCUCACAACACUCCUACUUCCUGCGUGUGUACUGCGUCAAGAGAUCUAAGUUGCUGUGGGAACAGGAGCUGUAUGUUCCUUUUCGAUACUCUGCACCCCACCCCUACUUCCACACCUUCCCUGCAAAUGACUGCCAGGCGGGCCUGAACUUUGCAGAUGAGGCAGAGGCAGAGAGGUUCUGUGCAGCCGUGGAGAGACAGAUCCAACAAGCCCCAGACAGAGCUAGUGGGCAGAUGAACCAUACUGGCAGUGUGGACUUCUCCUCAGGCUGUAUCUGUGAACAGGAACAGAGCCGAUCUGAGAUCAGCACUCCAUCUCCAUAUGCGUCAGAACAGGAGUCCCAGACUAGAGAGCUGGACCCUGCUCUGAGGAAGCUGGUCAGGAUGGAGAGACAAAAUGAGGAGGAUGUGACGGACAGACACACAUCUAAAGUAAUCUGCAGCCUCAUCUACAGUCUGGGGGGUGUGGAGGCUGACAGCAGGGACAUGAACAACAGAGGUCCAGCCUCUAAGACCUUACCCAACAGAGCUACAGGGACCUCCACCUCCCUGGCCCUGAGGAAGGGGCCUCUGCCUCCUCUCCCGUCCCCCCUCACACGGAGUGUCAGCUCUCGAGAUGUCUCCAAGAGCCCUCUCCCACCCUGGGUCCCCCAACCUCCCUCUAUGCCCGCCCCCCCUCCACCUGCAGGGGCACUCGCUGAGAGGAUCAGAAAGACCAUGAGCUUCAGACCGGUGGGCUCACCCUCUGCUGUAGAGUCUGACCUGGUCCUGAGUGCACUGAGGGAGAUAUUCCAGAAACGCCAAUACCUCCAGCAUCAUAAAGAUGACACCACAAGCCAGUCAGAGAUGGAUUCUUACAGCGGGCAGUGGCUGUAGAGAUAACAGGGUGAGAGGAGAAAUAUCCCCCUGCUUUCACAAGCAUGUUGUUUCUCAAGCGUGUUGUUAUUUGAAGUCUUCACUUUUGUCUUUCAUUUUGAAUUAAUUCACUGUUAAAUAAUGAUGCAUAAUUGAAAAAAAUGUUUUAGUGAAGAAUACGAUGCUCAAUCAAGCCCUUUCUAAAAUAAAAUCUGUAAAAUCCUU
This is a messenger RNA of Oncorhynchus kisutch (coho salmon), 1485 nucleotides long. RefSeq names its product neural Wiskott-Aldrich syndrome protein. The record is from RefSeq and is a predicted model, not a curated record. The transcript is spliced from 10 exons. Bases 211 to 1281 code for a protein of 356 amino acids. Lineage: Eukaryota; Metazoa; Chordata; Actinopteri; Salmoniformes; Salmonidae.